This is a messenger RNA of Peromyscus eremicus (cactus mouse), 2166 nucleotides long. It is a transcript of the gene Stard7, whose product is annotated as StAR related lipid transfer domain containing 7. NCBI's taxonomy places the organism in Eukaryota, Metazoa, Chordata, Mammalia, Rodentia, Cricetidae. Gene Ontology annotation, molecular function: lipid binding. The record is from RefSeq and is a predicted model, not a curated record. The transcript has 8 exons. The coding region runs from base 581 to 1702 and encodes 373 amino acids.
CAUCACACCUGACCGCACCUCUCCGCCAGGCAGGAUGGGACGUCUCUGAAUGGCGGCGGCGCCAGGGUCCGAGGGUCACUUUCCCCGCGCCCUUGACGGGCCAUCGUGCCGUGCCACCUAGCUUGCUAACAAGCGGCCGGGAGCCCCGGCGGAUGAACACUUUGCCCUGGCCAAUGAGCGCCCAGGUUCCCGGGCUGUGUCCAAUCAGAGCGCGGACAGAGGAGACAGGUUCGGUUGCGCGCGCUCGGCGCGAGGGGCGGACACGGGCGCACGGGACCUCUUCUGCUGCGGCCCGGGACGCCCACCUCUCCCCUUCCCGCGCACCGGAUACGGGGACCCUAGCGCUUCCGCCGUCCACGCAGACGAACGGGUCGCCGGAACCGAGGAGGCCUCGUGCAGCGGCGCUUUCCUCAGAAUCCACGCUUGCCUCAGCGGCUUCUGCAGAGAGGCAUGAGGGGUGGCUCCCGGCCUCGGGAGCGUGAGGCGGGCUCGGGGUCGGCCAGUUAAGGGGACUCCGCGGGCUCCCCAGCCCUUCCUCUCCGGGGCCUAGCGGCAGGCGAGGGCAUCCACAGAGGCCGAUAUGUUCCCGCGGAGGCCGCCGGCCCCCCUGGCCGCCUGGCUGGCGGGCGCGCGGGGCGGGGGCCUGCUGGCCGUGCUGGCCAAUCAGUGUCGCUUCGUGACGGGCCUGCGCGUGCGGCGAGCUCAGCAGAUCGCGCAGCUCUACGGCCGCCUGUAUUCCGAGAGCUCGCGCUGCGUCCUCCUCGGACGCCUCUGGCGCCGGCUGCGCGGCCCCCCCGGCCAUGUCUCUGCCUUGAUGGCGGCGCUCGCCGGUGUCUUCGUUUGGGACGAGGAGAGGAUCCAGGAGGAGGAGUUGCAGAGGUCCAUUAAUGAGAUGAAGCGGUUGGAGGAAAUGUCAAAUGUAUUUCAGAGUUCUGGAGUUGAGAAUCACCCUCCUGAACCAAAGACCCCCGCAGAAGGGAGUGAAAAGUCGAAGGACAAAGAAGAACCAUGGGAGAUGGUGAUGGAUAAGAAACACUUCAAGCUAUGGCGGCGCCCAAUUACAGGCACCCACCUUUACCAGUACCGAGUUUUUGGAACAUACACAGAUGUGACGCCUCGGCAGUUCUUCAAUGUUCAGCUGGACACAGAGUACAGGAAAAAGUGGGAUGCUCUUGUGAUCAAGCUGGAGGUGAUUGAAAGAGAUGUCGUCAGUGGUUCUGAGGUUCUUCAUUGGGUAACGCAUUUUCCUUAUCCAAUGUACUCGAGGGAUUAUGUCUAUGUUCGUCGGUAUAGCGUGGAUCAGGAAAACAAUGUGAUGGUCUUGGUGUCACGUGCAGUGGAACACCCCAGUGUGCCAGAGUCUCCCGAGUUUGUCAGGGUCAGAUCCUAUGAAUCCCAAAUGGUUAUUCGUCCUCACAAGUCAUUUGAUGAGAAUGGCUUUGAUUAUUUACUGACGUACAGUGACAAUCCCCAGACAGUGUUCCCUCGCUACUGCGUCAGUUGGAUGGUUUCCAGUGGCAUGCCAGAUUUCCUGGAGAAGCUGCACAUGGCCACUCUGAAAGCCAAGAACAUGGAGAUCAAAGUGAAGGACUACAUCUCGGCUAAGCCCCUGGAAAUGAGCAGUGAGGCCAAGGCCACUGCUCCGUCCUCAGAGCGGAAGAGUGAGGGUAGCCGUGGCCCAGCUCGGAUUGAGUAUGCUUAAGGGCCUUUGGGAUAAAGGAGAGACGGGCACUUCCGGUCCUGCCUUGCUCCCUCAGCUCUGCUUCAGGACAGAGACGAGUCACAUGUAUUAGAAGACAUCUGCUGUAACUGUCAGUGGGAGAGAAUUAGAACUGGAGUUAGAUUUCAUUUGGAGCCCUAUUGCUAUUUACCAAACAGAGAGGGACAUGACAUCAUGGAGUCAUCAUGUUCUCAGGCCAACUGUUGUGAAAUCCGGUAUUAUGCUGAGCUAAUCUGGAGCAAACCUCUCACUUUAGGCCAGAAGAGGAUGACUCCCAUCUGCCUCCUCGGAGAAGCUUCCUUGCUGACAUUCCAGAUGCCACCGUUGAUUGGGCAGCGCUCUGGAUAUCCUUCGGUUCUCUAGGUCACUUGGAAAGUGGUUGGCCCUGGGCUCUCACUAAGGGUUCACUACGAGUGCUCUUGGUAACAAUCCUGUGGUGAUGUGAA